AUGACUCGCAAAUCUACAAGAAUCGCCUACAUCAGCUUCUGCUACACAUUCUCCUCGUGCAUUUUCCUUCCGUUUCUUCUUCAAAAGCCUAAUAUGGACAAAGCCAAACAAGUCUUAUUAAAUAUCGAAUCGUGUCCUCCCAAGCUCUUCUACAAUUCGGACCUCUACGUGCUCACCGACAAUUUCACCACAUUCAUGAUCGUGUUGACCACCUUCUCAUUAUUCAUUCUGUCGCAAUGCGCGUUCUACAGCCUUUGCACAUUCUAUUAUUUGCAAUUCAAAAUCUCAGCAUCGCCAAUUUCAACAAUCACUCAAAACUUCCAAAAGAGAGUCGUCCGAAGCUUAGUCAUAAUGAUCUCCUUGAACGUCACAGUAAUCGCCAUCCCAUUCUUUGCUCUCAUGCUCGCCAUGCUUGUCGGCUUCUACGAUCAAGGCUUGAAUAACGUCGCGAUUCUUUUAAUGUCAACGCAUGGCAUCUAUUCAACGAUUUUCAUGAUCAUCUCAACUCAAGGCUAUCGCGAGCAUAUUCUUCAAUUCUCUGAAAAAAAGCAACGCCAAGUGCAAAACGCGAGACUCAUUCUCACUUCGUCCAUUCGUAUAAUGAAUGCUCAAUCGUCGUGCAAUCGCACAGACGCAUUCCUCGAAUCAUGGCAUUUUAUGGCAUUCUCAUGCCAUUUCUUCUCCAUGUUUAGUAUACCCAUCGAAUUGUACACCAUUUUUCUAAUCGUCACCAAAACGCCGUGCCGAAUGCGCAACGUACUUGCGCCACUACUCCAGCUUCAAUUAUGGAACUUCAUGGCAGACAUCGGUCUCGGCUUUCUCAUCACCCCCUACCUCAUGUUCCCUUGUCCUUGCGGUGUCCCUCUAGGCUUGUUUCGCGUCCUAGGUGUCCCAACAGUCUACCAAGUAUUCUACGGUCAAAUCAAUAUAGCAAAUCUGAUCACCGCCAUUAUAUUAAUCUUCGAGAAUCGCUAUUCAUGUAUAGUCGAGACGCGCUUCAAAAUGACUCGCCGAUCAACGCGAAUCGCCUACACCGCCUUCUGUUACUUCAUCUCAACAUGCAUAUUCGUUCCGCUAGUGUUUCGAACUCCUGACGUCGAAGCAACCAAACGCUAUUUGCUAGAGAUCGAUUCCUGCCCUCCUUCUCUCUUCUACGAUUCCGAGCUGUACGUGUUCACCGAUGAUUACAAUAUGGUCUCAUUCCUCGUGCUCUCAUUCCUCACCAUUGUCCUCAUCCAAUGCCUCUUCUACGUGAUCUCAACCAUCUACUAUUUGAAAUUCGAGUUCCCCAUAUCGCAAGCUUCCAUAAACACUCAACGAUUGCAAAAGCGCGUGUUCCGCGGCCUGCUGAUCACGACAACUCUAAGCGUCGGCGUGAUAAUGGCUCCAUUCAUAUUAAUGUCAUCCACAAUUUUCAUCGAGGUCUACAACCAAUCGAUGAACAACGUGGCCGUGUUCUUCGUAGCAACUCACGGAAUGUAUUCCUCAAUGUUCAUUAUCUUCUCGAAUCAGUCAUAUCGCGAACAUACGUUCAAAUUACUAGGACGAUACACGACUUCCGAGAAUCCGACACCAUUAGUGACGGCGACGACUCGAGCCUACACAUGCCAAGUAGAACCGUGCCCUCCACGGCUCUUAAAUGAUGAUAGCCUCUUCGUUCUGACUCACAACGAGAAUCUUCUGUUCAAAAUCAUCGUCGCCUGCAUUCUCUUCAUCGCUUCUCAAAACGCAUUCUACUUCUUCGCCACCUCCUACUAUCUAAUGGCUUCACUACCAUUAAUCCGAAUCUCACCAAAAACCCAAAAGCUUCAAAAGCGAGUGUUCGCUGGCCUCGUCAUAUCGCUCGCCCUGCGAGUCUUCUUCGUCAUAAUACCCAUCGUCCUAUUGUGCACACCGAUUAUCGUCGGCUUCCAUAGCCAAUCAAUAAAUAACCUGUCGGCCCUUCUCAUAACAAAUCAUGGAAUCUACUCCACAAUCUUCAAUAUCAUCGCUUAUAAGCCAUAUAGGGAAUACACAAAACAGCUUCUACGACGGAAUCUGAUUACCGACGCUUGUUACGGUAUUCUAGCCGUGCCUUAUAUGAUGCUCCCUUGCCCAUGCGCCAUCAAUUUAGGCCUAUUAAGUCAAAUCGGCGUUCCCGACAAUGCUCAAUUCUACCUUGGCGAAAUUAGCGUAUUGAACCUCUGCAUAGCCGUUGUGCUCGUUUUCGAGAAUCGCUAUUCGCAUCUCGUCGAAACUCGAUUCAAGAUCACACGAAGAUCCACCAGGAUUGCCUACACCGCCCUAUGCUAUGCUUGGUCGUGUCUCGCCUUUACCCCAUUCCUAUUCCUCGAAGUCAGCGAGGAAAAGGCCAAGCUUUACCUGCUCGACGUCGAUCCAUGCCCUCUUCCACUAUUCUACAGCGAAAAGCUGUUCGUCUUUUCCGACGAUUUCGAGCUGCUCAGCAUUCUCGCCAUCAUCAGCAUGCUGUUCAUUGCAAUUCAAAUCUUCUACUAUUUCAUUGCAACCUCCUACUAUCUAAUUAUCAAGAUUCCCAAAUUCCAAACAUCUCAGAAAACGCGCGCCCUUCAAUGGAACUUGUUCAAGAGUCUCAUGAUUACAAUCUCAGUGUGCAUCUCUGCGGUGCUCAUUCCGGUGACAAUGUGCGCCGUCGCGAUGAUGCUUCGAAUCUACAGCCAGUCAUUGAACAACACGGCGAUUCUGAUGCUAACAACGCAUGGCAUCUUCUCGACAACAUUCCUCAUCUUCUCAAACACUCAUUAUCGCGAGUACACCGGACGACUGAUCGGAUUGAUCGGCCGAGGGCCGCCGGCGGACAUGAGCGGCAAAGACACCGUCUAUGACGCGGUGCUGAAAGCACUGGUCAGCGAUGCGCCGAAGGACGAUGAGUUCUAUUGGCGGCUCGGCAAGACAGUGGCGGACUUGGUGAAGGAAGAGCGCCGAGAAGCGCCUGCCGAAUGCGAUCAUCGCCUGUCGACGGCGAUGAUAGAACGAGUCGAGUGGGCCGUCGCGAAGGAUGAAGACCAGGCGGUGGCGAACAAGGACAGAAGGGAGAGGACAUGCACCUUCUGCCAUUCGAGAACACACGGCACAUGGCGAUGCAAUGUGGUGGUAUUCCAGUGCCAGCGGCAGAAGGCGGCGGAUCGGAUAGGCGUAUGCUUACGCUGCGGAAGAUAUCACCACACGGUGACGGAAUGCGGUGAUAGGCCGGUGACCUGCCGCAUCUGUGGAGGGCCGCACGUGCACUUCUGGCACGCACACCCCGCGGCGGAAAGAUUGGCGCAUUGCAACGGAUAA
This is a messenger RNA of Caenorhabditis bovis, 3297 nucleotides long. Lineage: Eukaryota; Metazoa; Nematoda; Chromadorea; Rhabditida; Rhabditidae. The record is from the annotation of a GenBank genome assembly.